Caenorhabditis auriculariae is the source of this 1829-nucleotide messenger RNA. The record is from the annotation of a GenBank genome assembly. NCBI's taxonomy places the organism in Eukaryota, Metazoa, Nematoda, Chromadorea, Rhabditida, Rhabditidae.
AUGAGUCGUCUGGAUCCGUACAGCGCUCCGAUGCGCGAGGAGCAGAAGGCCAUCCUCAACGGAUUGCUAGGUUUGGCUUUGGGAAAUGGUUCGGUUUCUCGUCUUUCUCAUACCAAAUAUCUCAGUCUGACCAGAACAAGGCUUCGGAAGAUCAAAGUCAACAUUUUUCGAGUAUUAGGAAAACUUUGAAGAACACAAUAUUUUACCAUGACCUAACUGGAAAAUGGAGGCCCUGCUGUCGAACCUUGCUGCGCUCUGAAACACAAAGUCGUUCAGGGAUAAUCUACGACAAUUACGACACGACGAGACGAGUCCAGCACACGGUGGACAGCAUCUACCGCGUCGUCGUCUUUCUUCUUGUCGUCGUCCUUGGUCUCGUGGGGGCUCUCGUCGUCUUUCUCUGCAUCGCACACUGUCGAAGAGUCCGGAACGAGCGGUGAGUUCAGUCGUUGUGGUUUUAUUCGUUCCUUUUUUUUUCGCAAAAAAUAACUGCGGAAACAAGAUUUUUUAGAAUUACUAGUAGAAACCGAAAUCAAAUCUGAAAAUUUUUAUUGGUCGCUUUAUCUCACGUUUUGAAAAAUGUUUAAAGCUCAGGAAGCCAAGAAACUCUCCCUCGAUAAGAAAUUUCUAACGAUAAACCAAAAAUUUUGUCGAUUUUCCGUGGUAGGCCAUUCCGCGCUAUAAUCUGUUCAGAUUUUUAAUUUCAACCAGCUAAAUCCGCUUCUUCUGAGACGGUACCUUUUCGCGUCAAUGUUUUAUCGCGCGGGACUAAUUUUGAUCUUUUUUGAUCUAAAAGAUAAAAAAAGAAGUCAAAAAAUGCAGGCUUAUUAAAGGACCAUCGUCCUAUGCAUAGUCUGUUCAGAUUUUGAAUGUCAAGCAGCUAGCUCCACCCCCAAGGCUACAAUAUCUUUCGCGUCAAUGUUUUAUCUCCAGAUGACGAUGGUCCUUUAAUAAGGCUGCACUUUUUGACUUCUCUUUCUAUCUUUUGGAUCAAAAAAAGAUCAAAAUUAGUCCCGCCGAUAAAACAUCGACGCGAAAAGGUACUGUCUCAGCAGGGGCGGAGUUAGCUGGUUGACAUUCAAAAUCUGAAAAGACUAUAGAUAAAACAUUGAUGCAGAAUCACUCCGUUCGAUGCGCGCUGGAUGUUUGUCUGCCUGCGUUUUUAUUAGGCCUAAAAUUUCCGUUAUAUAGUCAAUUCAUGCCGACUCGAAAAGCGAGAAAGUCAGAAAAGUGUCCAGGACGCGUAGCGUGUGCGUACGCGGUUCUUGGCACGAAUUCAAUCCUAGCGCCACCGACUAUGUGGAGAGUUCAUUCACCGCUCAUUUUGAAUCAGCUGUACUGUUUUUAAUGCACAAAUGGAGAAAAAGAAAUGGAGAAUGGAAUAAGAAAUGAAAAUAGCGAUGAAAGAGCUUCCAAAUAGUAACACGCCCCGCCCCCUUCUUCGCCUCCCUCGACUUUCAAUUCGGGAAAAUGGGGCUUUGAAAGAAUGGUUCGGGAAGUUAUCCUUCAUCUUAUCGGAUCCACAAAAAAAGAACUGUGAUGUUUAUUUCGUGACAGUUUCGAGGGUGCUGUAGUUUUGGCUUCCAUUUUGAGUGACAAAGACGAGGUUGUAGGUCGGAUGUGGAGCGAAACAUCCGAAAAAACUCACAAUUGCGAUCUCGGAUGGGUGGGUACGGCUCUGUUCGACAAUCAGAGCCCUGAGCUCAUUCUCCAGCUUUUCCUCAUUAUCAAACACAUCGACGUUUUAUCUACUGAUACUGAUAUUAUUGCUUCUCAGGCAAUCGCCACUGCACCAGCACAAUCGAAAGCCAUCGCCGAUUGAAAUUUGA